This is a messenger RNA of Oldenlandia corymbosa var. corymbosa, 744 nucleotides long. Lineage: Eukaryota; Viridiplantae; Streptophyta; Magnoliopsida; Gentianales; Rubiaceae. The record is from the annotation of a GenBank genome assembly.
AUGUUCUCCUGCCAAAGCUCAUCAUUGGCCACUGUGGCGGAAGCAGUUUCAUUCUCUUCCGUUAUGGAGAAUUGCUUAAAACUACUCCGAGGGGAAACAGUUGCAUCUACUCCGUUAACGGAGGGUUGCUUAAAACUACUCCGAGAAGAAGCCGACUGCGGGCGAUUGGCCGCUUUGCUUCUAAGUUCCCAAAAUUUGCUGCCUCUUCACGGAUUUCCUCUCCUCAUCCAGAUUCUUUCUACAGGAGGAUCACUCUCGUCGUCUGGAACAAUUGAAGAUUGCUGCUAUGAGUUAUUUUACUUGGUAGCAAACGCUCAAGAAGAUGGUGUCAGCAGGGCACUUCUCAUGCUAACCAAGUUCCCUGCUUACCCAACUUACAUCAAACAUCCCUCAGAGCUGGCCACGUUGGUUGUCCAAGCAUCACGGAAUUUCGGGGCGUGGGCGUUGCAUACUGAUGAUGUCAAAUUUAAAGCAGCACUUCACUUCAUACCACGCAUUCUGUCUUCCCAACGUUCAACACCUGUACGCGAAGCUCUCUUGUCUUUGCACAAGGAUUCUAGUUGUACAACUUGUGUCUGGUCAACUAGCAUGCGAGCUGGUGUUGCAGCUAUCCUGAAGAGUCGACUACUUUCGCCGGCUGACAAACUUGAAGUUCUAUUCUUAGCUGAUUCCACCGUUUCAAUUGCUGGCAAUAAAUGGUUAAUUGGUCCGGUUGAUGUCACCAAGGAUCCGGUCCCCCCCUGA